Molecule: messenger RNA, 2366 nt
Organism: Scatophagus argus
Lineage: Eukaryota; Metazoa; Chordata; Actinopteri; Scatophagidae
Gene: mks1
Product: MKS transition zone complex subunit 1
Exons: 19
Coding region: 316-2013 (565 amino acids)
Biological process (GO): cilium assembly
Cellular component (GO): MKS complex
Source: RefSeq, a predicted model, not a curated record
AAACAAAAAGAGGAAGGACGGUCGCAUCUCUAUGGCAACGACAACUAUCCGUAUAUUAUGCGUUUGUUUGAUUUAAGGCUUAUUAACUUCUCGUGGGAGCUGUUACUUACGAUAUCAGCUGUUUCUUCGUUAACGUUAGUGUCGCUUACAUUUUCAAACGCUGCAAGCGGUCAAACAAAGAAGAAAAUCAACCCGACAACGCAAAAGACAAAAAAUAGCUGCUCUAACCGUGGCUCCCCCAGCUCCAGCUAACGAAAGGUGCUAAUUAGCAAAGCCAACACCGUGUCGUGAAUGUUUGCUACUUACUAAAUAUUAAUGGCAGACUGUUGGAACACAGACACCGGGGACGCUGUUUUUCGGACCCGGGAUGUUGUCAAAAACUUGAAAAUAAAGGUGCGUAUAGAGAGGGUGACCUCCACAGCAGCCUUAUCUCAGCAUCUGCAGCAGCAGGUUCUGUCCCAGCGGGACAGAGGAGCUAUUGAGCUGAAAACCCUCACCUCACAAGGCCAAACAGCAGGUGACAAUGAGGAGGAGCUGGUGGUGGGAUGGCAAGAGAAAUUCUUCAGUCAGUAUGAGAUGGAGCUGUUCCAGAAUGAGGCAGCAUGUCAGACCCCCCUGGACCGUCAGUAUCACGCCGAAGUCAAGGCCCUGAACAAGGCCAAGGGUCGACGAAAUUGCAGGAUUUUCACAUACACUGAUCACGACCGCUACACCAACUGUCUUCCGUUCCACCAACUGCCGUACUCCACUGAGCUACUGAACACAACCAAAUCCAGCCCCACAUUCCUGGCUGAAAGGAUGGCCAGCGUGAGACACAGACGGCAGGACAGACGCACCAUAGACUGUAGUAUCCCUAAGUCCAGGAUCAUCAACUGGGAGCCCACAGAGGAGUUUGUGAAGGGCCGUCAUGUAGUGAAUAAUACCAUGCAGACCAUGCACAUCAUGGGAGACCUGAGUCCCCCUGGAAGGCUGGGCCAGAAAGAGAAUGAAUGUUUACUGGUAACAAUAAAAGCAGAUGGCAGUGGAACAGUCAUUGUAAAGCCUGACUUCAACAAAGGCAAAGAGCCUUACAGGAUUGUGACAGGUGGGGAGAAGAGAGAAGUUUGGCGUCUCACUGUGGAGAAUGUAUCCACAGCCAUGAAACAAGAGGAAAAGGAGAGGGAGCAGAACAUGUACAAAGAUCUGUAUGUACGACACAAGGAGUACCUCAACAGCCUCGUUGGACAGGACUUUGAAAUGCCUCCUGUAGGUGUUCUGCGUUACCUGAUGAAUGGAGAGAUUGUCUCGGCCAAAGGUUUUGAGUAUGAUAACUUAUACAUCCACUUCUUCAUGGAACUGCCCAACAAUUGGUCCAGCUUGCCGUUUCAGUGUCUGUCAGGGGUUACCCAGACCUGCCGGACCAGAACAUCAGGGAAGGACAGUGUAGCUUUCUUCAGUUACCCCUUCAGCUUUGAGGCUUUCUACAUGUGUGAAAAAGAGAGCGAAGAGUCAAUUCCCCAGUGGCCGGUGCUCUACUUUAAGGUUCUUUCUCUGGACUCAUGGCAGCGCUAUCGAACUGAAGGCUACGGCUACCUGCUUUUUCCUGCCAUGCCUGGUAAACAUACAGUAACAUGCCAUACAUGGAGACCCCUUCAGACAGGGACGGUCUCUGCACUGAGGCGCUUCUUUAUUGGAGGAUCUCCGGAGCUUGAAGACCACAGCUACGUCAGGAUACCAGGGACCUUCAAGGGAGAGAGGCUGAGUCGCUUUGGCUUCUGCACCGAAACCACAGGAAGCGUCACCUUUAAUUUGCACUGCGUCCAGCAAUCCAGGGCCUUUGUUGAUGCCAACAUGUUGAAGAAGAGGAGGCAGAAAGUUUUCGACCAGCUGGGAGGAUUUAGUCAGCAAGGAGCUGUUGGUACCAUCCUGGAGGCCUUCCAGAGAGCCAGGAGAAAGAUGCAAGAGGCUCGAGAAACUCUUCCCCGAGAUCUCAUCAGCACCACCUCCCAGCUUCAGAUUGAAUCCUCUGCAUAGAUGUGAAAAACCGUGAAGAACUGUCACUCUGCCAGACAUACUGUUUUGAGUCUGAGAAUAGAAGCAACAUGACCAGCAAGUGUAUACCAGUUUCCGGUUAAAAUAUUGCACAAUUACUGCGACAGAAGGUCCUGCCUCUGAUCCGAGCUGCCAUCAAAGACUGGCUGGUGCCCUUGACAUAUAAAACUCAAGAGGUCUCUAAUUACUGUUUAAUUGUAAGGUUUAUCCAAGUUGUAUGCAGACUCUAAUCAAAGAAGUGUACCGUUCAGAUUUUCCUAUCCAUGAUGUUUAUGCCAGUUAUUUCCAGGUAUUACAUUUUGACUGGAGAAAAUUAAAAUUCAAGAUGUUGUCAA